UCUGGAUUUACUUCAGGAUCCCAAGGCUGAGGAAAAGAGAUGUGAAUUUACUAUCCUUUGGCGUGACAGAGCAUUUUUUUUAAAAAAAGUGAAUUUAAUUUGCUUGUUUUAAGAAGUAGAAGACAGUUAGACAAGGAGCUCCCGAGUUCUGUCAUUCAGGAUAAUAUCCAAAAAGAAUGAGCAAGAUGGCCUCUGAAAGCUACCUUAGAAAACGGCAUCAUCACCCGGUGGACAGUCUUUGCCGGAAGCUCCAGGCUAUCAACAUGAUGGAUCAGGCUUCCAACCCUGCCUUGCAGAUCCCGAAGUUUCAGUCCAAGAACUUUGAUAGCCCACAGAGCAACGUGAAGAAAAAUCUGGAGGAGAUCUUAAAGAAAAGGACCUUGAAAACAAGCGAAGACACCAGUACUCCAAGCAACAGCACCUGCUUGCUGAGCCCUUUUGUGGAGGACAGCAUCUUCUCUCCAUGCCCACCCGUGGCAACGCCGGCUCACCGACGUGUCUCUGAUAUCCGCUCGGAGAGUUUCUUGAGUGGCAGAAAUAAAGAGAAGGCCACCCGAUCGUGGCUUCUGGCAAGCCAGACGGGAUGUUCCUCCCCUUAUCUCCUCAAACGUGAGGGGUCAGCUUCUGCUCCGCGGUGUGGCCCUUCUAACAGAGAACUGAAGAGUGUCCCUUCUCGGGAAUGCAACUAUUUGACCUCAAGUCCGGAUGUGUCUGUUCAGGAAACACAGCCUGCUGAGGCUGAGUCUCAAUUGCCUUCCAGCAAAACACUGUCCAUGGGAUGGAAACGGUCCGCAGAAAUCAAAGACGAUGAAGACUCUGACGUAAGCCUGAUCUGCGAGGAAGAUUUAUUGACAACAAUGUUUUCUGCAUGUGAUGUAGAAAGAAGAGGCAAAGUGCCUGUCUCUAAAUUGGUUGACUUCCUGAGAUAUACAACAAGCCGGAGUUCAGAAGACAGUGGUCUUGAGGAGCUGUGCAACAUGCUUGAUCCUGAUCAAAGGGACAUAUCCAUGGAUUUGGAAACCUACCAUGCCAUCAUGAAAGAAUGGAUCGAGGACUGCAGAAGAAACUGGAAUGACUUCCCUGCCACUGAGAUGACAAAAGAAGGCACUCCAGUCGCUAAAAAGACUCCUGUGAGAAUGAAUGUAACUUUUGGAAGCCUGGAAGCACUUGGUGGAGAUGUGUCUAGAGGAGAUCUGGAAGCCUCCGAUUUGAUCACUUGCGUAGCAGACCUUCAGUUCAACAACCAAAAGCUUCAGGAGGAGAACAGCCAGUUGAAGCUGGCUUUGGAUGUCAUGGAGGAGACCAACAACAGGCUAACGGAAGACAACGGAGACUUGCGCAAUCAGAUUAAAAGUUUCCAGCAGUCUGUGGCUCGAGUGAAAACUUUGAAAGAGGAGCUGGAAGAAGCAAAGAACAACCUCAACACUUCUGAAGAACAAAGGCUAAAGGUGGAAGCCCAGAAUAAACAGCUGGAAAAAGAGAACCAGACUCUUGUUCUCAAGAUCUCAUCCCUCCAAGAGGAAAAUAUUAGGAAUGCUCUGGAUUCAGACGGUCUUGAGAAGAAGAUUGUGGAGUUGUCCAGAAAUAUUGCUGAACUUCACGUGCAAGUACAUCUGUAUGAGAACAUGAUGGGGAGUAAGGAUGCUGCCCUCCAGAAGAAGGAUUUGGAUAUCCAGGAAAUGAAGUCUACCCUUAAGGAAUACACAUCAGUUAUAGAGAUUUUGCGCGUAGAGAAGAAUAAAUUGAUGAAUAAUGUUCAGCACAUGCAACAGGAGCUGAUCUCGAAUGGAAUAAACUUUCCCUUGAUAUACAAGCUGAAUAGCAGCAUCCUUGACGGGACCAAUUCCUUACACUGGGAACUGGAACUGGCUCAACGACAGCCAGAGGUCUCUGGAACUGAAAGAUGUGCGUUGGAUGAAUCACUGGACAGAGAAGUCUUAUUACUCCUGGAGGGACCAGAGCGAGUGGGAGAAAACUUCAAGGCGAUCAUCCAGAAGUUGCAAGAAGAUUUCCUUCAAGUGGAUGAGUUGGCAAGCUUGACUCUGCUGUGGCCAGCAGACUCUGAGACGAAUAUGCAAGAAGCUUACGAGAAGAAAUUGGUGGAUCUCAGGCAAAAACUAGAGAACAAAAGAACUUUCUGGAUUCAGAAGCUGGACCUCUUGGGAGCUCAGAAGGAAUCUUUGGACAAGGAACUAAUCAAAAUGUCCGGGAGUGUGAGGAGACUGAGAACAGAACAGUUACACCUGAAGAAAGCCCUUUCAUCCAGGCAGCAUGAACUAGAGUCCAUCGAGCGGCUCAAAGAGGAUGCUGUGGCCGAAGCGGAGGUCUUGAGAUCGACACUUCAAGAAGCAAACAAGCAACUGCAGGAUGCCAACCGAAUGGUUAAGGAUCAGGAGAAGGACUUUCACGUGGCCUGCGAAGAAGCCCGUUCUCUGCAGAAGAAGCUGGAAGAGACGCUUGCAGAACAAGCCGGCCUCCGGGAGGCCAACAGCAAGCUGACGCUGACUUGCCAGCUGCUGGAACAGAAAGCAAAAGACUGCAGCUCUGCUCUCGACUCGCUCAGGGAAAAGUGUUUUAAAGGACUAUCACAUGGAGUGGUUUGCCAGGUAGCUGUUUGCUCCCAAAGACUUGGCGCUCAUGAGAAUCGACUUUUUGGCUUGUCUUCGUCAACCACCUCGGGAUUCUUGUGUUCACAAAAUACUUUGCUGCUAGAUGCGUUGGCUCUUGAUUCUCUCCAUCUGAUUCAGAGAAGUUCUGUGCCCAGUUACCUUGAAAAUACUAAAAUCAAGUCUGCUUUCAAGAAACGGCAACUGAGAAAUGAGACCCUCUCGGAUGUGAUGCUGGAAGUCCACAAGUGCAACCGCCGCUCGGUAGGGAACCAGACGGAUCCAGACUUUGCUUUGGACACAAGGAUGGAGGUGAGCUUGACUGAGGAGGGCGAAGCUGGCCUGUUGGCAGAUGUCACAUCCAGCAGUGAACCAAGCCCAUCGCAAGAAGCCACUUCCGCUCUUCCUUCAGAAUGCACUAAAGGAUUUCAGGUUAUAGGUAUGGACUCCGUGCCACCGCAGACCAUGGAAGGGGAGGUUUCUGAGUCUGCUUCAGUGGUGGUGGAGGAAGAAGCUGUGGCGGCUGCAGGAGAGGAACCUAAAGAGGGGACUUUACCCACCGUGGCUGCAGGAGAUUCUUCUUCAACUGAGAAUCUGUCCAGGGUGGCUGUGUGUAGAAGCAGGCAGAAGAGCAACGCAUCUCCCAGUGAAAAGGAAACAGAGGCAGAAUUUCUUCGGCUCUCUCUGGGGUUUAAGUGUGACCUCUUUACUCUGGAGAAGAGAGUCAGACUGGAAGAAAGGUCGCGAGAUCUGGCUGAAGGAAACCUGAGGAAGGAGACUGCUGGCGCCUUGAAACUACUUGAUUCUUUAGCCGCUCUAAGUGAAGACAACCAGGCUCAAGAAAUAGUUAAGAAACUGCGGAAGAGCCUGGACCUUCUGAACCAGCAUGCCACUAGGAUUGCCAGCAAGGCAGAAAUGCUGGGAGCUGUUCAUCAAGAGAGUCGAGUCAGUAAGGCUGUAGAGGUGAUGAUUCAGCAUGUGGAAAACCUGAAACGUACAUACGCCAGAGAGCAUGCAGAACUUGAGGAGCUGAAAGGGAUUCUGCUCCAGAAUGAAAAGUCCUUUGGCUCCUUGUGCGACCGAGACGAAUCUUCGAUUAAAAAGCACCCUGGUUCUCUAAAGGCUCAGCUAAACGAAACAGAUGGAAGUGACAGGAAUGACAAAUUCUGCAGACGUUCAAGUUGGGGCUUACUCGGAGCGAAACAAGGUGAGAAGCGACCAUUGCUACAUCGCUAUGUUAGCUCACCUUCCUGGACAGAAUCAGAGGAAGACCAACUUGGACCUGAAAUCACCCCAUUGGAACAGCCAGCUCCAGAGAUACAAGGAAGCAAAGCACAGAAGCUGAGUGAGAAAGAAGGCGGUCCAUCGAAAUGGGGACUACACUCACUGUGUACCAGGCUUUUUUCUUGGACCUCCUCUCUUGGGACCUCCUUUUGCAGGGCUAACAAAGCUGUCUACGCGUCGGUCAUCGUGACUGUCUUGCUGGCCGUCCUCUCAACGUUCCUCAUGGGCUUCUCCUUCCAAAGACCUGCAGAAGCAGCUCCUGCCGGAACAGGGGAUGCCUGGACCUCCGUGCAGCAGCUCCUGUGGCCGUACACCGGUUUGCAGCACCAAGGUCCACCGCCCGUGUGAAAUUCACGGGUGACGAUUAGAACAGAUUUCUGUGGACUAUGAAGCUGGGGGACCAGUUGGGUGGGUGGUUUUUGAAGGGGUGGGUGCCAAGAAACAGAAAACUCCAGAGUUUAACUACAACACACUUCAAGGUCCUGUAAGUAGAAUAAUGCAACUUCUGAGACAGAAUAUCUUAAUAUUUUUGGUGACUUAGCUGUCACUAGUUCCUUUCUCACAGUGCCGGUCAAAAGAUAUUGGUAUUCAAGUUUUCCUGGCAAUGCAAAAAUAUAUCUUCCGAAUGACUACUUUUUAAAAUGUCGUGUCUUUCCCUCCCCCCGAUCCUGCUGGGUAUCUUGGAAAAUAUAUUUUAAGAAAUCUUUUGGAGUGAAUAUAAAUGGUUUAAAAUGUAUUUAUUUAUUUUUAAAAUAUAUAAAUCUAUAUCUAUCAGAAAGUGUGAGCCUGUCACAGACCUUCAACCUUUUCUUUUAGGGACAAGCCUGUCUUUAACUCAAUAAAGUUCUGAUGUGGCACCUGUC
This is a messenger RNA of Pogona vitticeps (central bearded dragon), 4753 nucleotides long. RefSeq names its product inositol 1,4,5-triphosphate receptor associated 2 (gene IRAG2). The record is from RefSeq and is a predicted model, not a curated record. Lineage: Eukaryota; Metazoa; Chordata; Lepidosauria; Squamata; Agamidae. Gene Ontology annotation, cellular component: endoplasmic reticulum membrane.